CACCGGCGAUUCUCCUGGAAGAAGAAAAGAUGUGCUUCUUGGAUGUUCAACUCCUCCCAUCAAUUCACAGAAACACAGAUCCACCACUCUUCUUGUGCCGGUGACAAUUAAAAUAAUUUAUUUAACUUUUCUAUUUUUUAAUAGUUUUAAUAAUGAGGUGGAAAAUUAAAAAAAUUAAAUUAAAUGUAUUUUAUUAUUUUUUAAUUGCCAUGUCACAUAUUUAACGGUCAACUGUAAGAGUUGACUGCCACAUAAGCAAAAGUUAACGGAAUUGGACAGAGAGUGACCAAACUUGAAAUGUUUAACUAAUUUGAGUGACCAAGAUUGGAUUUAAAUAUUUCUAGUGACCAAUCAUACAAUUAACCCGAAAAUUAAAUGAAAAGUAUAUUUUAUUAUCUCAUGCCCUUUUCUCCUUCCCUUCCCGUCUCCUCUGUUCUUUCUCUCUCACCUAUCAAAAUUAAAAUCCGGCUUCAUAGAAGAAAAGAGAGAAGUUGAGAAUUGGAGAUAGGUCAAUUUGGGGAUGGACGGAGAAGAUUAGCGGUAGAUAUGGGGAAUGUGACGCCAAAGAGCAGAGACGGCGGAGGUUGCGAUGCGGGCCAAGAUGAAGAUGAAGGUGGUGGCAGCCAGUGGGGCAGAGCUUCUACUUCAGUUGCCAAUGCUAGAUCUGGAAUGUUGCUGGUAGCCCGUGAACAGAUUGAUGGUAGUGGAAGGAGGGCUGAGGCAGGGUCUUCUAGAGGGAGGCGGAUGGGCAAUUGCUGCGGCGGCAAGAGAGCUACAGAGUAUGGUUAAAGAAGGCCACACAAAGAAGAGAACUGAACAAUUCUUGGCCAGGUCGCGCUCUUCCGCGCAAAAGUCGCGCUCUCAAGAAAAGAAAUUCAUGAAUUUUAACAUUUUCUGUCGGAUCCGCGUUUCGACGCUCUAAAGCAGGAGCGUUGGGUACAAACCCACGUAUUGGGUUACCUAACUUCCGACCCUAUAUACCAUCUAUGUCUAGCUAGCUAUUCUAGCCAUGCUUCAUCAAGAAGGCAUCCUGCCAUGCCUUAGGGUGUGAGAGGCUUGGCAGGUAGGGGUGUACAUGGAUCGGGUGGUUCGGGUUUAAUUAUUUUAAUCACCCGAUUCAUGUACUACGGUUUGGGAAAUAUCAAACCCAAACUCACCCAAAAAAAUUUAAAUCUUACG
Molecule: messenger RNA, 1179 nt
Organism: Linum trigynum
Lineage: Eukaryota; Viridiplantae; Streptophyta; Magnoliopsida; Malpighiales; Linaceae
Source: the annotation of a GenBank genome assembly